AGGGUCCUCAGUAGGAGCUCUUCCCCUCGCCUUUGAGCUCAGCACUUCUGCUCCCUCUACUUCCCCUAUUUCCCCCAUAAGGACUCUCUUUCUCUGUUCCCUUAGUUCUUCUUUCUUCUCAGAGAAUCAGAAGCAGUAAGAGAAGAGUCAGCGUACUGCCCCUUGUACUGCCUCCCCAGGUUCCAGACUGAGGAGGCAUGAGGUGAGGUGUCCUUACCCCCUAAAUGCCUGAAGAGGUCCAGAAUGGCCAGAGAAGCCCCACUGCUGCUGUUCCUGAUGUCACUGGGAAUCUCAGGCUCCCAGGAAACAAGAAGUUUGGAUGAGAACUACUUAAGAAAAGAAGGGCAGAUGUUGAAUGUAAGCUGCUCGUAUCCUCUCAAGGACCAUGAGAAGUCUUGGAAAGUUUGGUGUAAACUACAAGAGAAUAGAAAGGAUUGUAACAAAUUAGUGGUCAUAACAAAAUUCUGGGUUUUCACCAAAGAAGGUAAAUUCUCCCUUCAAUUAAUUGAUGAGUCUAAGUCUGGCCACAUCAUCAUCAUAAUGUCAGGACUCAGGGAAAAGGACUCAGGACAUUACUGGUGCAUGACCAUCAAGAAAAACAAUGCCAUUAUCCUCAAGAGAAUCCACCUGGUAGUGUCUCCAGCCCAGAACACCACCAAAGAGAUUUGGACUACUUCAGGAGUCCCUUCCAACACUCCAGCCACCUGCAGUUUCUUAGAAAAGGAGAAAUUCCUCAUUUUGGGUGUGGUCCUGACCUUCCUGCUCCUAUUAGGGGUCCUUAUUACAGGAACUGUGUACAUCAAGAAACUCCACCAGAAAGUCAAGAAAGGUGAUGAUUUCCAUCAAAUGAGCAAUGACUUUGAGAACAAGAGGCAAAAAUCUAGGGGCAUCACCAAGGAGAUGGACUAUGAAGAAGGUCCUGGGGACAUCCAUUAUGCCUCAGUGACCUACAUUGGCCCCAGAGAACCGAUGUGCACAAACACACAGAAGGCAUCCAGCUCGAAGACUAUGCAAAUGCCCUUUGAGUCUGUGGAAUAUGCCAGCAUCACAAGGGCUGAACAUCAGCAUCCCAAAUCAACAGCCAUAUAUGAGUCAAUGGGCAAGGAGAGUUAGUCAUCUGUAGGUGCUUAAUAAAUACAUGUUGAUUGCUAA
Molecule: messenger RNA, 1152 nt
Organism: Vombatus ursinus (common wombat)
Lineage: Eukaryota; Metazoa; Chordata; Mammalia; Diprotodontia; Vombatidae
Product: natural cytotoxicity triggering receptor 2-like
Exons: 6
Coding region: 244-1113 (289 amino acids)
Cellular component (GO): cell surface
Molecular function (GO): signaling receptor activity
Source: RefSeq, a predicted model, not a curated record